Molecule: messenger RNA, 2022 nt
Organism: Neolamprologus brichardi
Lineage: Eukaryota; Metazoa; Chordata; Actinopteri; Cichliformes; Cichlidae
Source: RefSeq, a predicted model, not a curated record
AAGCUCCAAACUAGACAUGGCGGCGGAUCCUCAGCCGGACUGGCUCUCCUGCCUUCCCUCUUCUUGGAGUUAUGGGGUGACUCGGGAUGGACGCAUAUUCUUCAUUAACGAAGAAGCAAAGAGUACAACCUGGUUGCAUCCAGUCACAGGAGAAGCUGUCAUCACGGGGCACAGAAAAACCCCAGAUUUACCAACAGGAUGGGAGGAAGGAUAUACGUUUGAGGGAGCUCGCUGCUUCAUCAACCACAAUGAGCGAAAGGUGACCUGCAAGCACCCGGUGUCUGGGUUCCCCUCACAGGACAACUGCAUCUUUGUGGUUAAUGAACAUGUGAAUUGUGGAAAGUUUGUCCACCCUGAGAAACCUGUAGAGGCUGUCACCAGAUCGGCUCCCAAGUCUUCGUCGGAGCAGGGAAGCAGCAGUGACAAGAAGGAGCGUCCUAUGAGUACCAUGAGCGAAGCGUCAAACUACACAGGUGGCUCCGAUUACAGCACCUUCACUGGCAGCCCAGCCACCACAGUCACUACUGCCAUUACCACUUCCACCUCAUCUACACGGCCUUCUAGAUCUUCCAGAAAAGUCCACAACUUUGGCAAGAGGUCCAAUUCAAUCAAGAGGAACCCCAAUGCCCCAGUGGUGAGGAGCAGCUGGCUUUACAAACAGGACAGUACAGGCAUGAAGCUGUGGAAGAAGAGGUGGUUCGUUCUGUCUGACAUGUGCCUCUUCUACUACCGUGAUGAGAAAGAGGACAGCAUCCUGGGAAGCAUCCUGCUGCCCAGUUUUCACAUAUCGAUGUUGUCGGUGGAUGACCACAUCAGCAGGAAAUAUGCCUUUAAGAGCCAGGCCAACAUCAGCGCCCAGAAGCCUGCACAGGUCGGCGGCUCGGGGUGUGGAGCAGGGGAGCAGCAAAGCGGCUGCAGCCCCACGGAGGUGGACGGCAGCAGGGUUCCCGUGAAGUCUCCGGUCCAGGAGCCAGAAAAGGGUUUGUCCAGGACCAGCUCCAUCCAGCAGCUGGAGCACUGGGUCCAUCCGCAGAGGAGAGGCCUGGACGAUACCCCAAAGAGCAAUGAGCUAAUCUGCCAGAAAUGCAUUGCAGUGGUUCUCCUCUGUUGCUCUGUGCAGCCGGAGGAGCUGACGCUGCUGCUGAUCAAGCUUCGCCGGCAGCAGGCGGAGCUCAACAGCCUGCGGGAACACACGGUAGCUCAGCUAAUGGCCGUUGGUAUGGAAGGGCACAACGCAAAGACUGAUGUUCUCUUCCAUCAUCUCCAGAGGAACCUUAUUUACCUGGAAAGUCAGACGAAGGAGAAUGAGCCUCUAAUCUUCAUGAUUCACACUAUGAUUGAGAACUCUGCACCAAGGCCACAACUCUACCAGCAAACGGGUUCAGAGGACUACAAAGACAGCGCCUUCGUCCAGCGCCCAGAGGAGGCCGACAUAGAUACCAAGCUGAGCAGACUGUGUGAGCAGGACAAAGCGGUGAGGAUGCAGGAGGAGAAGCUGCAGCAGCUGCACAGAGAGAAGCACACUCUGGAGACGGCGCUGCUGUCUGCCAGUCAGGAGCUGAGUGAACAGAGCGACUCCAGUGCAGCAGCAACACAGAGCCUGGUCCAGCAGAGAGACGUGCUGCAAAAUGGGCUGCUCAGCACCUGCAGGGAGCUGUCCCGAGUCAGCACUGUGAGCAUGCUCUCACACAUCACCCGACACGUAGCGACGUUUAUGCAUGAAAAGCAGCCACAGUUUUAUGGAAUAGGACUUGCUGCUGAAUAUUUACUGCGUGUCUCACAGUGGACACCUAAAUCAGCUUUUCCUGGCGUUACUGUGAUACAUGCUGGUAAGGUUAUUGAUUAGCUUUUACUCUGCAUUUAAUUUCCUUGAUAAACACCAGACAAACCCAAAUAUACAUUUCUUUACAAUAAUACUUCUGCAUUUAGAGCAACGCCAGCCGAAGCCUUUGUUUCCACAGCGCUGUGGCUUCCACUGAGUUUAUGUUUGUUGUCUUUUCACGAACAAGUUCAGUCUUUGCU